Molecule: messenger RNA, 339 nt
Organism: Colletotrichum truncatum
Lineage: Eukaryota; Fungi; Ascomycota; Sordariomycetes; Glomerellales; Glomerellaceae
Molecular function (GO): acyltransferase activity, transferring groups other than amino-acyl groups
Source: RefSeq, a predicted model, not a curated record
AUGUCGUGGGCGAUCCCCGCCGCCGGUUCCGCCGGCCUCCGCCACGGGCGGUGCCCGGUGGUCCGUUCGUCGGGGAUGGCCCCCAAGGGCGUUCUAGACCUGACGUUUCUGUGUACCGACGACCGUUUCCGGGGCCGCGGUGCCGGGACGGCACUGAUGCGUGCCGUCACGAAAGAAGCGAAGGGCAAGGGGCUUCAGGUGUUCUUGGAGAGCACGAUGGACGCCGUACCGUUCUACGAGAAGCUGGGCUUCGUCAAAGUCGGGGGGUUUCGGAUGAGCAUACCUGCACAGGUCGAGGCUGGAGGAGUCUACGAGGAGGUUUGUAUGCUCUUGGAAUAG